AUGCUGCGACGCUCAACCAAAAGCACAGCGCAACAUGAAACUCUUCGCACCAGCUCCACUGUCUGUUAUGCCCUUCUCGCGUCCUCCAGUCUCGCCGUCCAGGAAGAAACCAAGACGCUCGACGAGCUCUACGCUGACGCCAUCGCCGAAGGAGGCAACCUCGUUCUAUGCCACGGCGGAGGCUUCUCGGAGCAGCAGGAAACGUUGCAUGAAGCUUUCAGCAAGACCUUCCCGGAAAUCAAUUUCACGCUUAUCGUGGACUACAGCAAGUACCACGACGUGCGCAUCGACAACCAGCUCGAGAACGACAAGCUGGAGGGAAAGCUACUCGAGUACAAGCCCGCCAACUUCUCGCAGGUCUACGACGGCUUCCGCGAUCAACGCGGAGCCUACAUGGCCUACAUGAUGUUCACCUUCAGCUUCCUGUAUGACGAGACGGCACUGGAUGGUUUCACACCUCCCGAGUCACCGGCCGACCUCGUGGGCCCGCACUGGGCUGGCAAGAUCGCCUCAACUUACCCCAACGACGAUGACGCCGUGCUCUUCCUGUACACGCGUUAUGUUGAGAAGUACGGCUGGAACUGGGUCGAUGACCUCGCCAACCAGAACGUCACGUUCCGUCGAGGCUUCAACACUCCCAGCGGCCUCGUCACGGCCAAGGACAAGGCCAAGCACCCUGCGGCCGCCAAGCUCUUCAUGAACUGGGCCAUCUCGGAGGAGGUGCAGAAGACUGUCGCGGCCGAGAACGUGCGUGUGGAUCUUACGCCCAACAGUGCUCUAGCCACCCGUGGGAGAUCUGCAAGGCUAACGUGGACGAGUUCCCGAAGUUCAUGGCGGAUCGCGCGACUGUGGGAGCAGUGGCGCCAGAUGUUCACGCUGUACUUCGGUGAAGUGCCGAGUUUCCUUGGCCCGGGUCUGUAG
Molecule: messenger RNA, 921 nt
Organism: Phytophthora nicotianae INRA-310
Lineage: Eukaryota; Oomycota; Peronosporomycetes; Peronosporales; Peronosporaceae
Exons: 4
Coding region: 1-921 (306 amino acids)
Source: RefSeq, a predicted model, not a curated record